AGGGCGUGGCAUACCCGAUUCAUUGCCAUUACGUGCUUUCGCAGUAACGUGAGCCUGGGUUUCCAAGCUCCUCAAUCCGAGCAGAGAACUAUCUUUCGAUUUUUUCGAAAACAUUGGAUUUUGAAGAUUGUUCAUUAUCGGGACAGUGAGCUGAGAGGACUGCACAUCUAUCCACACUCUGGAUCACGAGAAGCGAAUUCGUAGUUUUUGGGACUCUAUUAUCAUCAUCAUCAUCAUUAUUAUUAUUAUUAUUGUCGGUGAUUUGGGGAAAAAAUUGGCCUGGAACAGGUUUAUCGAUGGUUAGCUGUUGCCGUCGGUUAUUAAUUCGUUCUCGGCUUGUUUCUCUCAAUUUGGUCAGGUUUUCAGAGGGAUUAGUGUCCUGUGUUGUUUAAGCUAGGUGGGAAUUUUUUGUGGGUCUUGUUUGAAGGAGUUCAUGGAACCGUAUAACCAUUGAUGUGUUCAGAAACUUGCAUUAAUUUGCCAUGAGUUGGAAGGGAAUUUUACUUGCAAUUCUAUGUCUUGCUAACUUGGGUGAAUCAACGGAUAGAUUGGCAAAAUCUUGGCCUGUCAAUGUCAAUGCUGGGACCUCUUCACUCUAUAGCUUGGCAGUUACUAGCGCUGCUGUAUUUGCAGUGGUUGCCCUAAUUCUCUCCAUGUAUCUCAUCUUUGAGCAUUUGGCUGCUUACAAUCAGCCAGAGGAGCAGAAGUUCUUGAUUGGUCUCAUUCUGAUGGUCCCUGUUUAUGCGGUGGAAUCGUUUUUGUCACUAGUAAAUUCGGAUGAAGCCUUCAACUGUGAAAUUAUUCGAGAUUGUUAUGAAGCUUUUGCCUUAUACUGCUUCGAGAGGUACCUCAUAGCUUGUUUAGGUGGAGAAGCGAGUACCAUUGAAUUUUUUGAAAGUCACGGCUUUUCAACUUCUGGCGUACCUCUUUUAGAUGAUGCUUAUGCUUAUGGAGUUGUUGAACAUCCAUUUCCGUUGAAUUGCUGCAUAAGGGUUUGGAAGCUUGGCUCUGAUUUUUAUCAAGCUGUGAAAAUUGGCAUUGUUCAAUAUAUGAUAUUGAAGAUGAUCUGUGCCCUACUGGCAGUACUUUUUCAGCAUUUGGGUGUUUAUGGGGAAGGAAAGUUUGAGUGGGGAUAUGCUUAUCCAUAUUUGGCAGUGGUUCUGAAUUUCAGCCAGACCUGGGCGCUGUACUGCCUCGUGCAAUUCUAUGCUGUGACGAAGAAUAAAUUGGCACCAAUUAAACCUCUGGCCAAGUUCUUAACAUUUAAGUCAAUUGUUUUCUUGACAUGGUGGCAAGGAGUUGCUGUGGCCUUUCUCUUCUCUUUUGGAGCCUUGCAAGGGCCUCUGGCUAAGGUUUUGAAAACACGCAUACAGGACUAUAUCAUCUGCAUUGAGAUGGGUGUUGCUUCAGUGGUACAUCUUUAUGUGUUUCCGGCUGUGCCAUACAAACGAGGGGAGCGAUGCGUAAGAAACGUUGCUGUGAUGGCAGACUAUGCAUCUUUAGGAUCCCCACCUGAUCCUGAAGAGGUUCGUGACUGUCAAAGAUUCACCAAAGGUCGGUUUUCCCAGCACGAUGAAGAGAGACGGCAGCGCCCAAGACUCCACCAGAGUGUCCGUGAUGUUGUUGUUGGAAGCGGUGGAAUUAUGGUGGACGACAUGAAGUUCACAGUGUCACACGUCGUAGAACCGGUGGAGAGAGGCAUUGCAAGAAUCAACCAAACUUUCCAUCAGAUAUCCGAAAAUGUGAAACGGUAUGAAAAACAGAAGAAGUCUAAGGAUGACAGCCAUCUCGUCCCAUUGAGAUCGUGGACGAAAGAAUUCUCAGACACUGGCGAUAAGCUGAUCGAAGGGAGCGCCAGCGACAGCGACCUAGUCAGAGGCCUUGGCCUAUCCAACCAUAAGAAGAGAUCAUCUCAUUGGAAUUCGAAAUUGAAAGCAUCAGUGUCAUCUUCUUCACAGAUGCAUAACAACAGCUAACUUGAUUGAGAGAGAGACACCCACCCUGAUCCUUCCUUGUUUACCCUAACCAGGCUUACUCUGUCUAAUAGGUUUAUUAUUAACUCAUUUUUACAUACCAAAAAACAGUGAGUAGUAUACAUGUAAAGCAUAUGCUGAUGCAGUUUUAUUUUUGGUUCCAAA
Molecule: messenger RNA, 2138 nt
Organism: Andrographis paniculata
Lineage: Eukaryota; Viridiplantae; Streptophyta; Magnoliopsida; Lamiales; Acanthaceae
Product: protein LAZ1 homolog 1
Exons: 9
Coding region: 483-1976 (497 amino acids)
Biological process (GO): transport
Molecular function (GO): transporter activity
Source: RefSeq, a predicted model, not a curated record